AAUCAAUGACGUCUAGAAAAUUCUGUCUACUUUUGACAAGUUGUAUCUUCAUUUUUCAUUUCAUAUAAAUUCGACCGGCGUGCUGCGCGCAUUACUUGUAUUUCGCUUGUGAUUAGGCGCUCAAAGCGUUCUUUGCUUAAUUUAACUUCUAUAAAAAUACACACCAAUCAUGACUGUAGACGAAGGAGUAGACAUCAGCAAGGCGGGCGACCGCGGUGUUCUGAAGAGGAUAAUUCAGGAGGGCCAAGGCACCGAUACACCCAACGCGGGUUGUCAGGUCACUGUCCACUAUACCGGGACUCUUCUAGACGGCACCAAGUUCGAUUCCAGCAAGGACAGAAACGAGCCCUUUGAGUUCCAGCUGGGAAAAGGACAAGUAAUAAAAGCAUGGGACAUAGGAGUAGCCACAAUGAAGAAGGGAGAAGUGUGUGUGCUGACCUGCGCUCCGGAGUAUGCUUACGGAGCCGCUGGCAGCCCUCCCAAGAUCCCACCUAAUGCCACUUUGCAAUUUGAGAUUGAAAUGAUUGACUGGAAAGUGGAGGACCUGAGCCCCAACAAGAACAAGGGUAUCCUGCGCCACAUCAUCGAACAGGGUGAAGGCUUCGACAACCCUAAUGAUGGAGCCCUAGUCACAGUGGAGCUCGAAGGCAAGAUCCUCCCCGACGGCAAGGUGUUCGACACACGCACGCUCACGUUCCCGCUGGGAGAGGGCGCCGACAGCAACGUCUGCGAGGGCGUCGAGCGCGCGUUGGAGAAGUUCCUGAAGGGGGAGAAGUCCAGGCUCACCAUACAGCCUAAAUACGCCUUCAAGUCCGAAGGCAACACUGAACUAGGCGUGCCAGCCAACACCGCCGUAGAAUACGUCGUUAAGCUGACCAACUUCGAGAAAGCCAAGGAAUCCUGGUCCAUGGACGGGCCUGAGAAGCUUGAGCAAGCCAGGAUUUACAAAGAAAAAGGCACCAAUUACUUCAAGGCAGGGAAGCAUCAGCUGGCUAUCAAGAUGUACAAGAGGGUGGUGUCAUUGCUUGAUGACGUCCCCGAAGACAGCAGCGUAGACGACAAAGGGAAGGAGCAAGCCAGGGAGCUGCUGCUGUCGGGGCACCUGAACCUGGCGCUGGCGCACCUGAAGCUGUCCCCGCCGCAGCCGCUCGGCGCCCGCGACCACGCCUCCAGGGCGCUGGCCUUCGACGCCAACAAUGUCAAGGGGCUGUUCCGGAGGGGGCAGGCGCUGCUGGGGCUGGGCGAGGCGGAGCAGGCGCUGCAAGACUUCCAGAAAGUUGUGGCAGCCGAGCCGCAGAACAAGGCUGCCGCCAACCAGAUAGUGGUGUGCAAACAGGCGAUACAGAAGCAGAAACAGAAAGAGAAGAAGCUGUACGCCAACAUGUUCGACAAGUUCGCCAAGCACGACACGGAGCUGGAGAAGAUAAGAGCUAAGGCGGAGGUGGACGUGAUCGGCGCGGCGGUGGGCGAGUGGGGCGCGGCGGAGGGCGCCGGGCAGGGCGCGGCGCAGGGCGAGUGGACCGACGCGCAGCGCACGCGCGCGCCCACCGGCUUCGAGCGCGAGAACCCCAACAUACUCAUGCUCGACAAGGACGGCCAGUUCCAGAACAUGUAGACUCGCAUCUGGGGCAGCGGGGUCACACGAGGGUUGCAAUACUUCCUGAAUGCUCCGGAACUAUGCCUACAAAAAAUAUAACCUGUUUUGACAGAUGGCGCUUUGGGCGCAUUUUGUUUUAUGGUAAUUUAAAUUUUUAAGCGCUUACUUUUCUUUAUCUAGUUCCUGCAUGAUUUGCAGUGACACCACACUACUAUGUGGUCACAAUAUUUUUUUUACGCGUCUUAAUUUUGUUCAUUGUUUGGUUGAACUAAAACUAUGGCUUUGUUGACGGCUAAAUUGUAUUUAUCAAGGAAAUUACAACAGCCGUUGCGACAAAUGUCUAUGACCGUCCAAAAAUAACAUAAGACAUAGAGAAACCUGAUUUUUUACUCUACCGAACUAAAUUUUCUUUUUUAAUUGCAAGGAGCAUUCCACUAUAAAAAAAAUCUACGUGUGACCCAUUUAAUAUUAUAAGUCCAAUACCCAUUUGAUGUGAUAUGACUAUAUAACCGAUUGGUGACUCUAUCUUGUAAUUCUCAGCCAUAAGAGCACCGAGAGUGGAUCUCCAAUCACCAAUAAUAUUUCUCACAAUUUUUCUUAACCUCCUAUUAUCUAGUAUAAUAGUUUUAAAAGCAACCUUGGAUAUAUGCUAAUAAAACUCACUUUUCCAAACUAGCUAAUAGAUGGCUAAGAGGCUAAUAUCUUCUCUUUAAGUUCUUUUUAAGUAUAGCAUCAAGCCCGUCACAGACGUUACUAUAAUAUAUAUUUCAUAUUCUAAAAUAUAUAUUAUAGCUACGUCUGUGACGCGCUUCACCGUUUGCCACGAGCAUGAGCGAAGAAAUAACAGAUUCAGGUACCACUAGCGACAUCUGUUGUCUAUCUAUAGGAUUAUAUUACUGUAGUUCCGCCGUUCGUCACUAGAUGGCGCAAGUAGUACCUUGAUUUUAACCCUCCGAGUCUGCGACAGAAAUUCGCAAUUUCAUAUAAAAUGUAUGAAAAGACCAAUCGCUGGGUGUUAAAUGUUUUUGGUAUUUAAAAGUCCUAUUAUUAAAAAAAAAACUGAAAAACCAAAAUUAUUGUCAAGGGCGGUAACAUAAUAAAAUUGAAAUUUAAAAGACCGUUACCUUUCGCAUAUGUAACAAAUAUCUUUUAUAUUUUGCCGCCCUAAGGCGACUGACACACUAAUACCGUAAUCUGCUGCGGGCAGAGAUCGACGAUUAAGACGACGCGCAGUGUGUGAAUCGCCUAAAUCUUUAAUAAAAAUGUGCUUGUUAUUUCCCAAUCUCAUGUUUUGAUCUGUGCAUCAAAAGGAUUUAAGUUACAUUUGUGUACUAUAAUAAAAUAGGUGUCCUUAAUCAGUAUGGAUCAUUCCUGAGUGUCGCUGUGUUCCACUCGCUAGGGUAUGGGUGUUCUAACUAGGUCUCAUCCAUUGGCUACGUAACGCGAAAGAUUGGAUGUCGCAUGUCUUGCUUUUCCAGUUGGGAGUCACUAGGGAGGCAGAAUUAGUACAAAUUACUCUCGUCUCCUGUACUGUGAUAAGUCGAGAACGCGCGUGCGAGCUUCGUUACAUUGCCGACUACUAAAGUACAGACAAUUCAAUCGAUCAGUCAAAUACCGCAAUGUAAACAAACACGGUCGAAAUAAGCCCCAACAGCCCCGGCAAGUUCGGCCGAUUUUCACCUUCCCAUAAAAACGGAGUUUCGUUCUCAUUUUAAAUCUACGUGUUGCAUUGUAAUGAAACUUUGCACAUACAAUGACAUGAGGUAUAUCUAGGGCUGUAAUUAGUUUAUAUUGCCCCACCUUAUAAAACAAACUGAAUAGAACAAAAAUAAAUUUUGUACGAAAAUCUUAAAUUCGCUGUAUUUUUGAACUAUGGCACAAAAUAAAAAAUAGACAGAAGGUCCGUUCCCGCCGUUCUUGAAAAUACAUACCUAAACUUGGCCGACUCACUAGGGUUGCUUCUGUAUUAAUUUCGAAUUUUAAAAAGGAGUAAGUAAUAUAAGUUUACAGACAUACAUCGAUUCGUUUAUAUGUACAUCUUAUCAUGUUUACAUUCCUUAGAGACUGCAUUUUGACGUACAUGACAGUAGAUACCUACGUAGCGCCGGGGACGUCAAGUAAGCAACGCGCGCACAGCCCGACUAAGCUCUGCCCGAGAGUGCCCGAGAACGCCUGUAAAUGUAACUGUAAAUGUCACGUCUGUGUGCGUGCGGCGAAACGGCACUUUGGCGCGUUGUACUGAGCGGACUCUGCUCCGGCGCGCGCCGCCGCUAUUUACUUUGUGACCAAGGUCUUAAGCAGACUUAUGUACUUAUCAGAUUAUUGCGUAGCCAAUGGACGGAGGCCCUUGUAAACCUGUCAUAGGGGUUUAAUUGUACCAUUGUACAUUGCUAAUUAUAUAUUUUCGUGGAUCGAAUUUACGUUAAUAAAGUGUUAAAUAAGAUAAUUGUGUUUCCGUAUUUACUUUUAGUGUAUUUAAUGCAUUUUUAAAUUCUAUCCCUCUAUAUCAAGUUAGUGUUGUUGACGUUGGCUGUUCCUAACCCAUGACGUUGUCGUGUCGUUUUCGACCCUUUGGAAAAAACUCUCUUACUCAUUCUAUUUAAAACAAGGAGACAGCCUGUUUCUGUGGAUAUAUAUAGACUCAUUAGCAGUCUCGCCAAGAUAAUAAACUAUAAGAACAUUUUGAUUGUGAAUGCGUUCGCUCAUAAUAAUAAUUUCAACGCAAUAGGCGACAGAUUAAGACUACGAAUAGAGUCACGCAUAGAAUCCAAUUCUCUUUGCGCACAUUAAAAUCUUUGUCACAUUUCUAUUCAUCUAUCAUUCUGGGGAAUGCGUAAUGGUUAUUGAAAUCUUAAGAGUGCUCAUAGAUGCUGCUUUGUUAGUGCUCAGUUUCCCAAUUCCCCGCUAGAUGUCGCUGUACCGGCGCCUUAGUAAGGCUACAUCGCGGUGUUAAGAUUUUUCCUGAUUCAAUGGCGUCUCUCUGUUAACUUAUUGCAGUUAUCGCUUCUCGGCCUUUUGGCUAAGAUCAAAGUGUAGUAUCUGUUCUUUUCAGCUUAAUAUCUGAAAGUUCCCUCACUGAGGGACCAGUAUAUUAAACUGAUUUUUGUAAACCGACGGGAUGUUCGGGGCUCGCUCCACUCCCGUCACGGGUCGGCCCGGCAUUGCAGUGCCGCCGGGAUUGGCCCACA
Cydia pomonella (codling moth) is the source of this 4785-nucleotide messenger RNA. RefSeq names its product FK506-binding protein 59 (gene Fkbp59). The transcript has 9 exons. Gene Ontology annotation, molecular function: peptidyl-prolyl cis-trans isomerase activity; protein binding. The coding region runs from base 170 to 1615 and encodes 481 amino acids. NCBI's taxonomy places the organism in Eukaryota, Metazoa, Arthropoda, Insecta, Lepidoptera, Tortricidae. The record is from RefSeq and is a predicted model, not a curated record.